AUGGAUCAACUAAGCGGAAGUGCUUUUGAAUGCAAGAUAGAGAAAGAAGACAUUUCUGAGCUUGCUAGAAGUGUUUCCAGGCUUUUAAGCAGAAGUGAGGAUGCCGAGAAGAUGAUUGCAGAGUAUUUAUGCGUUCAAAAAGUGGGCAGUCUGUAUAUAUACUUCCCCUCGUUGGGAGGGAAGGACCCGGGAGACAACCUAUCUGCUGAGCACCAAAUAAACAGGUUCUGGAAGAUUAGGUUUGAGCUUCAUGAGGAGUGCAACGAGUCGAAAUAUAGAGAUGCUGUAAAUAGCUUUCUAGCACUGGACUCCAAGUAUGGAAUAUUGGAGAAACUGGAAGGGCAAAUGGCCUUGAUCAACGAAGUUAGAGGAAUCUACAGCAUAACUUGCCAAGGAUCGCCUAGGAAGACAAAGAUAAGAGAGUACAAAUUACAUGGAGCGUUAUGCCUCCAUCCAAGGAUGGGAAGUAUUAGGCACUGUACCUCUCUGUUCAAUCCAGAUACAGUAGUAAAGGAAAUGAUUCUUCGAGAGAUCAAGAUAUUUCCCUCAUCUACAUUUCCAAUUCUUGUUCCUUUGAAUACAGAUAAAGGCAUCUCCAGGAUCAUAUACAAGAAGGGAGACGACCUGACAAAGGAUCUGUUUGUUCUUGAGACUAUAAGAUACAUAUCGGAGUUGGUGGAGAUGGAUCUGGUAGCAUACAAGGUGAUUCCAUUGAGCAGAGAAGAAGGGAUUGUGGAAGUUGUGGACGGGGUAGACUUUACUCAAAUAAAGGGGAGAGAAGACUUAGAAAGGUAUAUUGAAGGAGAAAAUGACCCAAGAUGGAUGCAGAAUGCUCAGAAGAAAAGAACAUUUGUAGAUACUCUCUGUGGAUACUCGGUUGCUUGCUAUAUGAUGGGGGUUGGAGAUAGAAAUCCAGGGAAUAUGAUGGUAUCGAGGGAUGGAAGAUUUUUUCAUGUGGAUUUUAGCUAUGUGUUUGGGAAUGAUCCAAAGCUCAUCUCUCCAAGGAUAACAAUUGCCAGGCCCAUAUGCGACUAUCUAGUAAACGACGAACUUAUCUACCAGGAUUUUAUUAUAAAGUCAGGGGAGGUGUUUCUCCAGAUAAGGAGGUCCUGCCAAAAGAUCUUUGUUCUAUGGUGUGUAUUGCUCCAGAACAAAAUCUUCCGGUUUGACUUAGAAGAGAUUAUUACAUUUGCAAGAGGAAGAUUGAAGAUGGAGGUAACCGAGCAAAGGGCGUUAGAACUCUUUGAAAGGGAGGUUAAGGACGCAGUAGGGAGCUUUAAAACAUCUAUAAUGCAUCUUGUGAAUAGAGUGGGAAUGUUCUUGAGAAGAUAG
Molecule: messenger RNA, 1332 nt
Organism: Encephalitozoon intestinalis ATCC 50506
Lineage: Eukaryota; Fungi; Microsporidia; Unikaryonidae
Product: phosphatidyl inositol-3-kinase
Exons: 1
Coding region: 1-1332 (443 amino acids)
Biological process (GO): autophagosome assembly; phosphatidylinositol-3-phosphate biosynthetic process; phosphatidylinositol-mediated signaling
Cellular component (GO): membrane; phosphatidylinositol 3-kinase complex, class III, type I; peroxisome
Molecular function (GO): 1-phosphatidylinositol-3-kinase activity
Source: RefSeq, a predicted model, not a curated record